Molecule: messenger RNA, 2084 nt
Organism: Xiphophorus couchianus (Monterrey platyfish)
Lineage: Eukaryota; Metazoa; Chordata; Actinopteri; Cyprinodontiformes; Poeciliidae
Product: glycine-rich cell wall structural protein-like
Exons: 2
Coding region: 916-2025 (369 amino acids)
Source: RefSeq, a predicted model, not a curated record
UUCCACACUUCAGCUGAAGGCGGGAGGAGAAAACGACGAGUGAGUAGAGAGACAGAGAACGACAGAACAUGAAGUGGCUCUGGUGGUCUAAGUCCUGGCCUUAACUCCACGUUCUCUGUGAUUCAUUUAUGAAGAACAAAUUCAGAAACCAUCUAAGAUGAUGUGGAGACUGGUACCCAUCUUACCGAUUGGUGAGUUGCUCAUUUCAUCCAUAACAUUUCUAUAUUUUUGGAGAUAAAAUGUUUAAAAAAAGCAUUUGUACAACAGGACAGAGGAAAUAUAUAAAUGACACAGCUAAGCAGUGAAAACCAGAGAAGUCAGCCAGCCAAUGUUUUCCUGAUGAACAGAGCAAGUAAUUAAGGCAAGACAUGAUAAGUUGAAGAGGAUCCUCCUCACUCCCAGUUCAAAAUAGAUCAAGCAGAUGGUUUAGAGCCAGUUUCUAAAUGUGACUGAUGUUUGUCUAACUUCUGGGAAAAUACUUACUGUCUAUAAAACCAAUCAAAAACACUUGUAUUAAUUUAUUUGUUUACGAGUAUUCUCAUAGGUAAAGUUACACGUACGUACGAGUUGAAAAACAGGACAAAUACAAAACUUACAUUUAUGCACAUUUACUGACUUCAAUUCACAAAUUUAGAUGUCUACGCAUGCAUUUUUAAUUGACAGUAGUUUUAUCUCAUAUAUAACUCCUUGUGUUUCCAUAGCAACUAAAACAAACAAGAACCUGACACAGGUCGUGUGACAUCAUCAUGUCAUCGGUGUUCUCAUCGAUGAUGUCAUAAAGGUUCAAGCGAUUAUUAUUAUCAUUUGGAAUCCAAGAAUUCUCAGUUUGCUUUUCAACGCCGUUGGAGGUACAACACUUUGAUAGAGAGACGAUUUCGGACAGUGAUUUUAGAAACCAUUUCAACUACAGUCAAGAUGAUUUUAACCAUCGGUUGGGGCCUUGGGUAUCUUGUUACGAAGGGAGUAGAAAAGUUGCUGGGAUAUCGGAUUAAUGAUGAAGACAUUUCAGCAGAGAGAUCAACUGACGAAAGUUCAGAACACUUUGAUUUUGACAUUGUCUCUGAAGACGAUGUAAAACACAGUGUUGUUUCAAAGGAGAGCUCAUAUGAAGAUGAACGAUACAAAUACUUCGGAUUUGAAGAUUUCUUUGAAGAAUGCGUAAAACACAAGAAUGUUUAUGCAGAGAGCUCAUCUGAAGAUGGAAGAUUUGAGUACUCUGAUUCUGACAUUGUCUCCGAAGACGAUGAAAAACACACUGAUGUUUCUUCAGAAAGCUCAUCUGAAGAUGAAAGAUUUGAGCAGCACCCAGCAGGGUGGGCGGAGACACAGGAAGGAGCCGAAUGUGGGUCCGCCAGGCAACGUCGGCGCAGGGACCGGGCCACAGGAGGCGGCGACAAGGAGUCUCUGGGAGCAUCUGGAGGAGCACUAGGGGGCGACAAGGAGACGCUAGGGAGCUUGGAGGGGACGCUAGGGAGCUCGGAGGGAAAGCUAGGGAGCUCGGAGGGAAAGCUAGGGAGCUCGGAGGGAAAGCUAGGGAGCUUGGAGUGGACGCUAGGGAGCUCGGAGGGAAAGCUAGGGAGCUUGGAGGGGACGCUAGGGAGCUCGGAGGGAAAGCUAGGGAGCUUGGAGUGGACGCUAGGGAGCUCGGAGGGAAAGCUAGGGAGCUUGGAGUGGACGCUAGGGAGCUCGGAGGGAAAGCCGGGGAGCUUGGAGGGGACGCUAGGAAACUCGGAGGGAACGCUAGGGAGCUCGGAGGGAAAGCUAGGGAGCUUGGAGUGGACGCUAGGAAACUCGGAGGAACUAGGAAGCUCUUUAGGGGCCAAGAACCCACUAACUGGGCGGUGGCUGGCGACCACCUGGAAACCCAUCAUCAUGGGGACCAGAGCGAAGGCGAUAGUGUGCUCUCUUCGCCGAGGGGCUGGAGCAGGCUUAGGAGCGACGGCUGAUGGGGGCGUGGGAGCGGCAGCCACAGCGGUGACGACCGGAGGUGUGGAGGACGCAGGGGCUGGAGGUUCUAUUUGCUGAACUAUGAUUUCUAGUUGAGUUAUGUUUUUUCGUAGUUAAAUUUCGUAGUUCCGUCUCGU